Mangifera indica (mango) is the source of this 711-nucleotide messenger RNA. RefSeq lists its product as uncharacterized. The transcript is spliced from 3 exons. The record is from RefSeq and is a predicted model, not a curated record. Bases 120 to 416 code for a protein of 98 amino acids. Lineage: Eukaryota; Viridiplantae; Streptophyta; Magnoliopsida; Sapindales; Anacardiaceae.
CCAACUCUUUUCCAUUCCUCUCUUCAUUACACAUAUUUCUUUCUCUCUUCAUCUAUCACUUACUUUCAUAUACAACUUGCAAGAAGAUCACCGCUUUGUUUUUUCUCCAGAGGGUUAUCAUGGGAGACUCUUCUGCUUCUUAUAUACAUUUGGUGCAGCACCUGAUAGAGAAGUGUUUGAUAUUCCGCAUGACAAAAGAAGAAUGCAUGGAAGCCCUUUCUAGACAUGCAGACAUCAAACCGGUCAUCACCUCCACUGUGUGGAAUGAGCUGGAGAAAGAAAACAAGGAGUUCUUUGAAGCGUAUGCGCAAUCUCAGAGCAAAGAAGACAGAAUGUCCGAGGAAGAGACAAGUCAAAUGAUACAGAAAAUGAUCACAGAUUCCUCCAAGGCUGCAGAUGAAGAAGAAGACGACUAACAAAAUACCAAGUUCGAAAACGAUAUCUCCUUGCCCUCUUUCUCUGUAUAGUUGUUGCUCUAACAUAUAAUAUGCAAGUAAAUUAGCGACAGUCGUACUCUCACUCACAGAACUGGAAUCUUCUUGCCAUUUUAUAGAUUGUCGUCAUGUACAUGCGUUGAUCGUCUGCGUAUAAGAUUUGGCGUGGCUUUGUCUUUGUUCUUUCUGCAGUGAUUGGCACGUGAUGAUAUUGGUUUUGUUUGUUAAUAAAAUUAUUAUACAAGUGGGGACUGCUUAGCAUAUGCUGGUCACAUCA